Messenger RNA from Exophiala xenobiotica, 3313 nucleotides. RefSeq lists its product as uncharacterized. The transcript is spliced from 2 exons. Gene Ontology annotation, molecular function: DNA binding; transcription regulator activity. The coding region runs from base 392 to 2725 and encodes 777 amino acids. NCBI's taxonomy places the organism in Eukaryota, Fungi, Ascomycota, Eurotiomycetes, Chaetothyriales, Herpotrichiellaceae. Gene Ontology annotation, cellular component: SBF transcription complex; MBF transcription complex. The record is from RefSeq and is a predicted model, not a curated record.
UGCUACUGUCCAGCGUCCAGAACCAGAAAAGAUAGUACUGAAAUGCUCUUUCCAUUGUCGAAGGUUGUAAGAGGACCUAGAAGAGUGUGCCGCAUUCAAGUCAUGGUGGAUGGUUAUGAUAAGGCUUGAGCUCAUGAUGACCCCAAGGCUGAUCUUUACUCAGGCGGUGAAACUGCGAUUCGUUCUUCUGCCGGUAUUUCCAUUUGGACAUUCGACAUUCACCACUGCUACACGCAUACGCGCCUGCCUCCUCGUACCACUACUUGUCUCAUGUUCCUAGUCUGUUCUUUGAUGCUGAUGCCUUAUGGACAAUUCAAUAGCUUUACGGCGCUCCGCUUUUGAAGUUCCGAUCAUCUGGCAUUGACCAGCACAUCCAUGCAGGAUCUCGAACAUGCCUCCGUAUCGAGUUCUGCAGGAAGAAUGGUCCGAGUACGAAGAAGAGACAGACGAAGACAUUCAUGAUGAACAAGCGCAUGUUGAGACAAAUCAGAAACCACACCAACUCCUGCGAACCUUUCCGAGUCCAAUCGUAAGUCUUGAAGAACACAAAGUCCACCAAGUUCACGACCUGAACACACUGCACAACCGACGAGAGGAGGACCCUUUGGACAUCCAGGCUACAGGACCUUCGACGAACACUUCGCAAGCUUUGGCACCUCCCAGACUCAAUGAAGGUUCACAAGUCGUGGUCAAGCAGGAAGAAUGGGUCGAGCUCACUGAGAGUAGUGGCGACGAAGCACAUAGAGAAAGACACCAGGAGGAUACAAUUGAAGUCUCUCAUACAGACACCAUAAUGGAAAAAGAGCCGACCUUGCCGCACGAUGAGGCAGCGGACUCGGAUGCUUCUGCACCCACUGCUAGGCCACACUUCCCUCCCAACUCCAAGGAUACAACCAGGUCUCCAAGCGACUUUGAGCUGCAGCAUUCAAUGGCCAAGGUCCCUAGUUACCGAGACCUUAUGGACACCAACGAAUUGUCCGAUGUCAAGGCUUUCACAAGUGCCCGCCGUGAGGAGCGUGCGCGACGACAUGAACAGGCCCACGCGGAAGAGGUAGCGCCGCCGGUCUACGCAGCCCUACGUGCCAAUGUCCCCGUAUUCGAGAUGAAAGUCAACGGGAUCCUAGUCAUGAGACGUCAAUCAGACUCGUGGAUGAACGCAACGUCGAUUUUAAAGGCCGCUGGAGUCGUGGAGGAGCAGCUGAGACGCAGAAUACUACGAACGAUCAAAGGCCCACAAGAGUCUGUCCAGGGAGGGCAUUGGUUCUAUCAAGGUACCUGGGUACCCUGUACGUUUGCGCACGAGUUGGCUUCACGUUAUGGUGUUGCACAUUCUCUUCUACCACUGUUUGAGAUCGCGCCAGGCGAGGAUGCAGAUCUCACCCGAGGAGCGAAGUCGUCCGCAAACGGCCAUUCCGCACCACGAAAGAGGGCUUCCUCUGCCGGCUCUCGCAAACCGUCCGUCAUACCGGUUGACGAAAAUAGGCACAGACACGGCGCACUGGCCAGUCGGGAGGACUGGUUAGAUUCUAGCGAUAGCGAAGACGAGCUGGCUCCGUUCGUGUCUGAUAGCAUGCACGACUCAGGAAGACCAAUGGUGACAUCUGAUGUGUCCCAUACCCGGGCAGGCUUUGUGGACAUGAACAGCAAGAGAAAGAGGCUCUCCGAACCACAUCAUCAUCAUCAUCAUCAUCAUCAUGCCGAUCAAGCUUCGCCCGAGCAGAAACGCGCAAGAACAGUAAGCCCGCCUUUAUUGCCCCUGGGAAUGUCUCACCUGGAACCAAGAGAACGAGGUAUACGAUAUGCACAAGGACGCCGUAAUGAGGAGAUCAAAGCCGUGAACAAGUUACGAUCUCUUGUUCCUCCACAGUAUUUUGAUCAUGACAGCGAGGCUGGUGGCCAAUACAAUCGGACAACAAGAACGCUCAAGCCUGUGAUAGCCUUCCUUAAGGAUCUGGCCAACUCAACCGACAGCAGCCGUGCCACCAGACGAUCAUUCAAGGCAAGUGACAAUGACUUUGAGGAUGUGCCUUCCAUUGGCGACUUCAGUCAGACAUCAUCGGAACUGCUUUCGAGCACGAUGAUUGAUGCCCUGCUACAGCCCGAGACGACUAUCGUAACCUCUCUUCAUCAGUAUGGCCACGGCAAAAAGAAUUCAUCUAUUGGUCAUGGUGUUGGCCAAAACAGGAAGACCGAGGACAAGUACUCAACGAGCUCUUCGGCGGCCUUUUCUCGUGGCAGGAGAGGACGCCUAAGCGAGUUGGCCAAAUGGUUCGACCGCCGCGAGCUGGCCGAUAACAACGAAGUCCAGAGAAGGGUGGAGAAGAUCAAGACCAGAGUGGCUUGGGAGCAACUGACUGAAGGAGAGAAAGACAGAAUCCGGAAAGAUGAGAGAGCGAGAGUCUUACAUAAACGUUUCGAGGAAGGAAAGUCGCAGUCCUACUUCCUAUCGCAGCUGAUGAGUGUCGCCAAUCAGUGUGGAGUAAGCGACGGCGAUGUAUUGGGCUUGUUCCUUCAACAGCGAAAGGCUCGGGACACUUUGAUUGAACUAUUCGACGGCGUGGUCGAAGUAGACGCGUCCGGAACUCUAUCAUUGUGCCGGCCAAAACAGGUUGAGUCUGCAGCCGCCUCUAACGUGAACGGUCAUAUCAAUGAAGACGAUGUACCGUAUAUGCUUAACACGGAACAACGAUGGCAGGCUGCUCUGGCUAGAUUACGCUCCAGUUGAAAGGCGAGCACGCCCGAUAUAUCAGGCAGGCCCAAUCGACAGUGCCACUGUCUACAGACGGCGGUGGUAGAUUUGCCGUGUACACGAUGUCUAUUUGAGAUAGCUGAAUAUGGUCUUCGAUGCACGAGCAAUGGGAUGUCGAAUGAAGCUACAAUGUUGCGCUGCAUCUCGAAAUGUCACUUUCAGCAUGUAUGCAAUGUCAUACAUCGUCAAAGUGUUGAGAAUUGACAUCUUGAAGGCUUGAACACGGGAUCGAACACUGUGGAAGCUGUUUCAAAGGACUACAUGAUGACAUUGUUUAUAUGUAUGUCCCAUGCCGGGAUUGCAAGCUCAGAGAUAUCAGCAACUCCCCAGCAGGUUAACCACAACCGCUUCAGUCUUAGUCUCGACAUUUAUGAUAAAGAACUUUCAACUCAAGAUCUGGCCUCCAUCCGCCGCGAUGGUAUGUGAUGCCAUUCGUGCCGUGCCUACUGGAUAUUUGUAUUGGUCAGAGCCUCGACAUAUGUAGGACAAAUUGCAAGGAAGACUGCGACUUACCACAGGACCGAAAGUGUCCGGCUCUACUUGGCUGGUGGUGGCGGUUUCGGC